AUGCACUCCAGCUGUGCACUGAGUGGGCUCGCCCAGACAAGGACGAAAUUGUCUGCCGAGUUUUCGGCCCGCCCGAGUUCACAGAGUCCGUGGAGAGGCUUUGUACAGACCAGCUACAGGCUGUCAUGCGAGAUAAGAAGGUUGAAUACGCUGUGA
This is a messenger RNA of Symbiodinium sp. CCMP2456, 156 nucleotides long. The record is from the annotation of a GenBank genome assembly. Lineage: Eukaryota; Dinophyceae; Suessiales; Symbiodiniaceae.